AUGACAUAUCUCAAUGAAAAACCACAAUUAAAAGUCAGCAUUCAUGGUUAUUAUACAGAAACUUAUACGGAAACGGAAAGUUAUCAAGACUCUGAUGGUAAUUGGCAAACUCGUAGUGUAACGAAGUCUCGGGAUGUAACUGAAUUUGAUUUUUCCAUUGAUCUAUCACCUUAUAUUUGUGAACAAUGGUGGCGUGUUGCUGUUAUUCCAUCGGCAGAGGCAAGAAGAGGUGGUGAAACCGUUACAUUCAGAGAUGCUCUUGAACAAUAUACACUUUCUAACAAGAAAAUCAAAGAAAUAGUAUUGAAAAAGCUAUGUCAUGGCUGGAAUUUAGAAGAGUUGAAGAAAAAACUUAUUGCAUUAGUUCGUUCAACUGGCUAUGAAAAUAGUAUUAAUGUCACUUAUAAUAGAAUCGAUUAUAAGAUUGCUGCUCGUUCAUCUUCAACAUUGAGCCAUUUUGCUAAUUCGACUCUACUUUUCUUAUCGAUUACACUUUUAUUAGGUGUAGUCGUCAUACUCAUACCUACUCUUGUCAUUGUCACAAAACGUUCUAAACAUAAUCAUGAAGACGGGAUAUCUUCAGUAACAACACGAAAUGCCGAUGAUUAUCAGUCAAAUAGUGACUAUUAUCAAUCAUUAACGGAUGUUCAUGACUUUUCUCAAACAGAUAAUCUUCGUUUGGAUCGUCUUUCAUCUCCUCGAUUUCAUCCAAUCAAUGGAAAAAGUAUUAUCUAUUUAAGAAGACAAUAUCAUAUGCCUGAUUUACGUGGAUCAACAACAACUUUACAUUGGCUUGAUUUAGAAACAAACAAAAAUAUUCAAUUAACACAACCUAUUUGGGGAAAACAUGAUAGCCAAUUCUAUUGGAUAAAUUCUAACGCUAUUCUUUUUUUAUCUAAUCGAGCUUCAUCAGGUCUUAAUCAAAUAUUUCAACUUACACUUCCUGAUAACUUACUAGAAACAACUAAUACAUUCAUUGAACCAAUUCAAAUAACAAAUUAUUCAUUGAGUAUUGGUAAUCUUUUAGUAAAUAGACAAGCAACACGUCUUGCAUUUAGUUGUCAAGUUUAUGCAAAUUUAUCAAUUGAAGAAACAUUUGCUCGACAAAUAGCAGAAAAGAAUAGUGGUCGUACAUUUUAUCAAUUUGAUAAAUUAUUUAUUCGACAUUGGGAUGAAUAUAUGACAGGUCUACGUCAUCAUCCAUUUCUUGUUUCAAUCGAAAGACAAUCAAAUGGAAUAUUUAAAUUUUCAUCUGAACCCGUGGAUGUACUUUUUAAUAUAGAUAGUGAUUCACCAACAAAACCUUUUGGUGAUGGUAAAACACAAUGGUCAUUUAGUGCAAAUGGAAAUUCAUUUGCAUAUACUCGUCAAUAUGAUGAAACAAGUGCUGUUGCUUGGACAACUAAUCUUGAUAUUUAUACAAUAGAUUUGAGUAUACCUGGACAAGCGAGUGUAUGUAUUACAUGUGAGAACUUGGCAACUGAUACUGAUCCAUCUUAUUCACCAACAGAUAAUAAUAUUUUGAUUUAUCGAUCACAAUCAAAACCAGGAUAUGAAUCUGACCAAUAUAAAAUAAAGCUCUACAAUGGAUCGAAUACAAAGCAAACACUCCUUGAUAAUUGGGAUCGAAGCAUUCAAGUUGUGACAUGGUCUCCGGAUGGUCAAUCACUUUUUCUUGAACUUCCUGAAGAAGCACGAAAUGUCAUUUAUCAUUUAUCUAACAAUCAACCCCUUAUACGUCUAAUCAGUAAAGGUACAUCGCGUGACAUCAAUGUUCAUCCAAUGAAUAAUCAAGAGUUUAUUUUUACUCAUCAAAGUUUUGUUGAACCAAUCAAUAUUUAUUUCUAUUCAUCGGAUGGAUCAAUGCGAUCUCUUACUGAUCAUAACAAAGCUCUAUUAGCUAAAGUGAGACUGAGUCCAGCAGUUGAAGCAUUUUCAUUUGCAGGUGCUCGAGGUGAUCAAGUUUGGGGAUGGCAUAUGCCACCAUCAAAUGGAACUGGAAAACGAGCUCCCCUCGCAUUUCUUAUCCACGGAGGCCCACAAAGUAGUUGGGAUGAAGCAUGGGGUUUUGGAUGGAAUUUUCAAACAUAUGCUUCACAAGGUUAUGCUGUUAUUGGUAUCAAUUUUCAUGGUUCUGAUUCAUAUGGACAGAAUUUUACAGAUAGUAUUAUAAGUGAAUAUGGUUCAUUACCUUACGAAGAUCUUCAAUUAGGCCUUACUUAUGCACUGAACAAAUAUCCUUAUAUUGAUUCAGAUCGAGCCGUAGCAUUAGGUGCUAGUUACGGUGGAUAUAUGAUCUAUUGGAUAGCUGGACAACCAGAAAUGAGUCGUCGUUUCAAAACUCUCAUUCCCCAUAAUGGAAUAUUUGAUACAAGAUUUAUGGGCUAUUCGACCGAAGAAUUAUUUUUUACUGAACAUGAUGCAGGUGGUUAUACUCCAUGGGAAAAUCCUGAUGCUUAUGAACGUUAUAAUCCAUUGAAUCAUGUUGCAAAUUGGACUCAGCCAAUGCUAAUUAUUCUUGGUGCUCAUGAUUAUCGUGUACCAGAUACACAAGGAAUAGGUGCUUUUAAUGCUUUACAACGUCGUGGUAUCGAAAGUCGAUUAGUUUAUUUUCCAACGGAAAAUCAUUGGAUACUUAAUCCACUUCAUUCACUUGCUUGGUACGAAGAAGUAGAAAGCUGGAUGCGCAAAUGGAUAAAUUAG
This is a messenger RNA of Rotaria sp. Silwood1, 2703 nucleotides long. The record is from the annotation of a GenBank genome assembly. NCBI's taxonomy places the organism in Eukaryota, Metazoa, Rotifera, Eurotatoria, Philodinida, Philodinidae.